AUGGACGCAGAGUCGCGGUUAGUCGAAAACAAUGGAAGCACGGCCAGAGACUUCUGUAUGCUGGAACGCAAUAUUCUCUCUCACCUCAAACUCGCACUACUUCUCUCCUUGUUAUCUUCGUCUAUGCUUCUCCACGCGCGACUCGUCCCAGAUCCCACCGAAGAGGCCCCCGACCCGAUGGGAGAUUCCUCGAAAGCUAUCGGUAUAGGCUCAGUACACCUAGCUGCUGCCAUAGCGGUCAUUGGGGCUGGAUGUUGGGAAUUCCACAGUGGAAUUAGGGAUCUACGUGACAUGAGAGCUUUCCUUGUAGCAACCAAACCUCAUCUCGCUGUUAUGAGUGUGAUAGCUACUAUCGUAUUCACUACGUGCGUGAUACUUUUGGUGGACGAGAACGAAUAG
Molecule: messenger RNA, 399 nt
Organism: Pleurotus ostreatus (oyster mushroom)
Lineage: Eukaryota; Fungi; Basidiomycota; Agaricomycetes; Agaricales; Pleurotaceae
Exons: 2
Coding region: 1-399 (132 amino acids)
Source: RefSeq, a predicted model, not a curated record